Messenger RNA from Haliotis rubra (blacklip abalone), 1706 nucleotides. RefSeq names its product GPN-loop GTPase 1-like. Lineage: Eukaryota; Metazoa; Mollusca; Gastropoda; Lepetellida; Haliotidae. The record is from RefSeq and is a predicted model, not a curated record. Gene Ontology annotation, molecular function: GTPase activity.
AUCAACAUGGCCGAAGCUGCGCCAUGCGUUAUUUCUGGUGAAUGCAAAGAACAAGAUGUGUUGAGUUCUGACGAGAUCUCAAGUGACAGGAUGUCAGGGAAGAAAAAUGCAGACAGUCAAAAGCCAAUAUGUGUAAUUGUCCUUGGUAUGGCUGGCUCCGGAAAGAGCACGUUUGUCCAGAGAUUAACUGCACAUCUUCAUGCCAAGCAGACACCGCCUUACACAAUCAACCUUGAUCCUGCCAUAAGAGAAGUGAGCUUCCCAGCCAACAUAGAUAUCCGUGACACUGUGAACUACAAGGAGGUGAUGAAACAAUACUCACUUGGUCCAAAUGGCGGCAUUGUGACAUCACUGAAUCUGUUUGCAACAAGAUUUGAUCAGGUCAUGGGCUUUAUUGAGAAGAGGUCUGCAGAAUGUCGGCAUGUGAUCAUCGACACUCCUGGGCAGAUAGAAGUGUUCACCUGGUCAGCUUCUGGCAGUAUCAUCACAGAGGCCCUGGCAUCGACGUUCCCAACGGUUGUGGUGUAUGUGAUGGACACGUCUCGCAGCGUGUCGCCCGUCACCUUCAUGUCCAACAUGCUGUAUGCCUGCAGCAUCCUCUACAAGACCAAGCUCCCCUUCAUCAUCGCUAUGAACAAGAUUGACAUUGUCAGUAACAGUUUUGCUGUGGAGUGGAUGCAGGACUUCGAAUCCUUCCAUGAUGCCUUGGAACACGAGACGUCCUACAUCUCCAACCUCACCCGGUCCAUGAGCCUUGUACUGGGGUUCUACACCAAUCUCAAGACUGUUGGUGUGUCUGCUGUCACAGGGGAGGGGUUGGACCAGUUCCUGGACAAAGUUGCAGAGGGCGCUGUUGAGUUUGACAAAGAGUACCGUCCUCAGUAUGAAAAGAUGAAGAAAGAGAAAGAGGAAAAGGAGGAGAGAGAGAAGAAGAAACAAAAGGAGAGAUUGAAGAAGGACAUGGCAGAAGAUACAGAGGAGUCUCUGCCGAAGAAGCUGAGUGGGCAAAUGGUAAUAACACCUGGAGUUGAUGAAGAGGACAGUGACGAGGAAUACAUAGGGAUGGACGAGGAACCAGAGAUAGAUGAGGAGGAGCUGAGGGAGCGUGAGUCAUUCCAGCGGUUCCUGGCCAGCUACAAGCAGCGGGAGGCGGACAAACAGAAGAAAGCCAGCCAGGAGAGCGCACCUAAUACGUGACGAAGCUCGUCAAACAUCACGUGACAUAAUGUGAUGUUAGUGUCAGGAUGAAAGCAAGAUGAACUGAGAUUCAGAUGGUGAUUGAGAUGCCUGCUUCAGCUAGCAGCCUACUUGAGUUCAUCACAUAUUGUGAGACAUUAGUGGGUCAAACGUGUAUGGUGCAAAAAUUCAGUGUGCAGAGUUGCAGUCUACAGGGGUGACAGAAACAUCCAUGUUACCCUGUUUUAUGAUUCUUUGAACAGACCUAACCAUCCUUGAGGUUUUGUCCAGAGUGGUAAAAACCUGCAUCACUUUGGUCUGUCCUCUAAUAUUAAGCUGAGAUGCUCUUGUAAGUCUGAACUCUCUUAUCAUGGAGGGUUCACACAUAUGUGAACAGGCAUUGGAUUUGAAAGAGUAUUUCAAGAGUAGAAUUUUUGUAGUAUGUAUCAUGUGAAGAUAUGUAUAUUAUCAGUCAAAGGGAUUUGUUAUGUCUCAAGUCAGAAUAAUGAUUUUGAUUUAUAUCAGAGAAA